AUGACAACAGACGAGGCGGAAAGUCACAAGAAGCCAGGACAACAGGAGGAGUCUGGCCAGGAUGCCCGGCCGCCCUCUCCAGAGGAUGAGCAGCUCCGGCCACGAAACCGCAACUCUGCUGGCCGCGGCCUCUCGCGCCUUUUCUCCUCCUUCCUGAAGAGGCGUUCGCAGUGUGAGAGUGAGGGGGGAGAGAAGGGGGACAAGGAGGAAGAGGAAGCCAAAGCCCCCAUCGCCGACCCCGAACCUGAGCUGAGGACAGAGGGAGAGGUUGCCCUGGACCAGCACUCAGUAAGCAGCGCUGAGGUUCAGGUCGUCCAGACAGAGAAGAAGGAAGCCGAGCAGGAGACAGCUGGAAAGGAGAAGGCCAACGAGGAGAAGGGAGAGGAGGUGGCGCUGGAGAAGGACGAGGACAAAGACAAGGGGAAGGAGGAGGGGAAGGACUCUGGCCUGGAAGGAGGAAGUACAGGAGACAAGGAGGAGAAGACGACAGACGAAGAGGUCAAAACCUCCAGAGCUCCGCGGCGACCCAAGACCAUGCAAGUUAAAGUCACGCUGCUGGAUGACACUCUGUUUGAGUGUGAGUUGGAUAAACAUGCCAAAGGCCAGGAGCUCUUCAUGAGAGUGUGUGACCAUCUCAACCUGCUGGAGAAAGACUAUUAUGGGCUGGCCAUCUGGGAGACGACAACCAUGAAGACUUGGAUGGACUUGACCAAGGAGAUCCGUCGGCAGGUGCAAGGUGCCAACUAUAAUUUCACUUUCAAUGUAAAAUUUUAUCCACCGGACCCGGCCCAGCUCUCAGAGGACAUAACGAGGUACUACCUGUGUCUCCAGCUGCGAAAAGACAUCCUGCAGGGCCGCCUUCCCUGUUCCUUUGUUACGCUGGCUCUGCUGGGCUCCUAUGCCCUGCAGUCGGAGAUAGGCGAGUACGACCCAGAGGUGCACGGUACCGAAUACGCAAAGGACAUGAAGAUGGCCCAGGGUCAGACCAAGGAGCUGGAGGACAAAAUGAUGGAGCUGCACCAGACGUACAGGUCAAUGAGUCCAGCCCAGGCAGACCUGAUGUUCCUGGAGAACGCCAAGAAACUGUCCAUGUAUGGAGUGGACCUUCACCAAGCAAAGGAUCUGGACGGUGUCGACAUCAUGCUCGGGGUUUGCUCUAGUGGCCUGAUGGUCUAUAAAGACAAGCUGAGGAUCAACCGUUUCCCCUGGCCCAAAGUCCUCAAGGUCUCCUACAAGCGGAGCAGCUUCUUCAUAAAGAUCCGACCGUCUGAGGUGGAACAGUAUGAGAGUGCCAUUGGCUUCAAGCUACCCAACUACAAGGCUGCCAAGAAGCUGUGGAAAGUGUGUGUAGAGCAUCACACCUUCUUCAGGCUAACUUCAACGGAGAUGGCCACCACGCCCAGGAAGUUCCUCGCCCUGGGCUCUAAGUUCCGGUACAGCGGUCGGACCCAGGCUCAGACCAGACAGGCCAGCUCGCUCAUCGACAGACCAGCUCCUCUGUUCCAGCGCUCGUCCAGCAAGAGGAACUCACGCAGCCUUGAUGGAGCGAUGGCGUCCACUCCCGACAACAAAUCCACCCGUCCGGUCAGCGCCCCCGUCAUGUCGCCGGUGUCUCCCGGGGAGGCCACCCCGUCGCCGCUGCUACCCAUGCUGUCUCGCUCCGACCACCACGAUGGCUCCACGCCAAAAGGCCACCGCUACGCAGACAGGAAGGCAGAGUUUAAGGUGGAUUGUCUGCCGGCCGAGUACACCAAGAGCCACAGCCCGAAACCAGAGUUCACUCCAGACAUCAAGCUCAAUCCUAAAGGGUUGGCAUGCACUAUUUUCCUCUCUGACUCUCAUGACGUGGAUAAGACCCAAACAGAGAUCAUGCGCCACCACACGAGCAUCAGUGAGCUGAAGAGAAGCUUUAUGGAGUCGGUACCAGAGCCGCGGCCCAGUGAAUGGGACAAGCGUCUUUCCACCAACUCGCCUUUUCGCACCGUGAGCAUCAACGGCCAGCUUCAACCAGCGUCUCCGGUGCUAAAGACCCAGACAAUCACCAUCUCAGACAUCACCAACUCCCUAAGAGGAACUGUGACCUACAAGGACAUCCCCUUAGUUCACACUGAAACCAAGACCAUCACAUAUGAGUCAGCACAGCCGGUGGACAGCCUGGCAGAGAGGGAGUCAGGAGUUCUUCUCAGUGCCCAGACCAUCACCUCCGAGACCAUCAGCACCACCACCACCACCCAGAUCACCAAGACGGUGAAAGGAGGGAUCUCUGAGACUCGCAUUGAAAAGAGAAUCGUCAUCACCGGAGACACCGAAAUCGAUCACGACAAGGCUUUGGCUCAGGCCAUUAAAGAGGCAAAAGAACAGCACCCAGACAUGUCUGUUACCAAAGUGGUUGUGCACCAGGAAACAGAGAUCACCCCAGAGUAG
Messenger RNA from Stegastes partitus (bicolor damselfish), 2424 nucleotides. It is a transcript of the gene epb41a, whose product is annotated as erythrocyte membrane protein band 4.1a. Gene Ontology annotation, molecular function: structural molecule activity; actin binding. Bases 1 to 2424 code for a protein of 807 amino acids. The record is from RefSeq and is a predicted model, not a curated record. NCBI's taxonomy places the organism in Eukaryota, Metazoa, Chordata, Actinopteri, Pomacentridae. Gene Ontology annotation, biological process: cortical actin cytoskeleton organization; actomyosin structure organization. The transcript has 17 exons. Gene Ontology annotation, cellular component: cytoskeleton; plasma membrane.